Molecule: messenger RNA, 2159 nt
Organism: Cottoperca gobio
Lineage: Eukaryota; Metazoa; Chordata; Actinopteri; Perciformes; Bovichtidae
Product: E3 SUMO-protein ligase CBX4-like
Exons: 5
Coding region: 264-1985 (573 amino acids)
Biological process (GO): negative regulation of transcription by RNA polymerase II; protein sumoylation
Cellular component (GO): PRC1 complex
Molecular function (GO): SUMO ligase activity; SUMO binding
Source: RefSeq, a predicted model, not a curated record
ACCGCCCCCCUCGUCUGACGUCACGCCAAACGGCUAUUUGCAUGAGGUGUUUUCUAGCUGCAGCUUCAACUCGCCUGCAGAACGAGUCUCUCCGAGGGGAAAGCGAGGGAAGAGGCGCAGUGAAAAUAAGGAGGAGGAGGGGGGUUUUCUUGUGUUUCACAUCAGAGGAGCAGCAGGAAAAAACGGCCCGAGAGCGAGGAUAAGGUGUCGGAUAGCAAAAGCAGAGGGAAAACACAGAAGAGCCGCUACUCUUGUGUCGGAAAAUGGAGCUACCCGCCGCGGGAGAGCACGUCUUUGCGGUGGAGAGCAUCGAGAAGAAGCGCAGCAGAAAGGGGAGGUUUGAGUACCUGGUCAAGUGGCGAGGAUGGUCUCCAAAAUACAACACGUGGGAACCAGAAGAAAACAUCCUGGACCCAAGACUGCUUGAUGCUUUCCAAGACAGGGAACGCCAAGAGCAGCUGAUGGGAUAUCGCAAGAGAGGACCCAAGCCCAAGCACCUCCUGGUUCAGGUUCCUUCUUUUGCCCGGAGAUCCAGUAUUCUGGCUGACCUUCAUGGGGCGUCCCUGGACGAGGACAGCUGUCAGAAGCCCAGCCCAAUCCAGAUGCUCCGUCCCCAGGGCCAGCAGUACCAGCUCAACAGCAAGAAGCACCACCCAUACCAGCCGCUGUGCAGGGAGCGUGAGGCAGAGCAGCAGACCAACGGCAAGAAGUUCUAUUAUCAGCUCAACAGCAAGAAGCACCACCACUACCAGCCGGACCUCAAGGGCCACGAGCCCAUGUUUGCUAAACCCAGAGAAGUAAAAGCUCCAGAGCUGGUUAACAAGGGAUACAACCUUCCCCCAGUGCUGCAGCAGAAGUGUGUCCGGGACAAGGACUCAGGCUGCCUGACCAAGGUCAAGGAUAUCGCCAUGGAGCUGAAGAAGCUCCCAGCAGACCUGAACGGCCACAAAGAGCCGGAGAAGGUCAAACCUAAAGAGGAUGCUUUACCGCAGUCUAAUGGUGUCAGCAACGGCAAGCUAAAGAUCGUGAAGAACAAAAACAAGAACGGGCGGAUUGUUAUUGUCAUGAGCAAGUACAUGGAAAACGGAAUGCAAGCGGCUAAGAUUAAAAAUGGUGAUUCUGAAACCGCUGGAAAGCCGCCGCAAGGAACCGACAGCAGCGCAGAGAACCACCUCGAGAAGAUGAAACUCGUCAGGAAGCUCGGUCUAAUGAACGGAUUUGCAAAAAAAACCAAAGACAAACCAACUGUUACCAGUUCUGGAUUUAACGGGCUGUGCCCUAAAGAAAAGGAACAGUCCCUCAAAACGGAGCCGACUGUGACGGAACAGGAUAAACAUGUCGAGGUCAGGGGUCAGGGGCAGCUUUCAGCGGAUCAGCCUUUACAAUUGACAACCAAGCCUAAUCUGCUCUCCCUGCCUUUGGAUAGGGGAGUUCCCUCCCCGCUGGACAAAAGAGGAAGCCAUGGUGGUUUGCAAGCACUAAAGCGACACCUCUCUGACAGCGAGGAGCAUGGGAGCAGUAAGAGGUUUCUGAGCUCCAGGAGUAUCAGUGCUCCUAACGCGGCAACUCCACCCACCCAAAGCAUCAGCAUCGACCAAAACGGACACCACAGUCACAUUGUACUGCAGGACUGUGGGUAUGCAGACCAAGAGGAACCUAUUGACUUGAGCGUUGUCAAGUCUAGGCCUAAAGCUACGCAGCCUGAGACACACACACAAGCUGAGACUGUAACACAAGCUGAAACACACACACAGGGCGAAACAGACACACAAACACAAACGGACGUACAGACAGAAACUCAGCCCCAGACCGAAACACAUAAAAGUACAGAGGAGGAGAAAGACAAUUCAUCGUCUGUUUGUAAACAUGAAACGAGAAAAGAGGAGACGUUUCCCUCUUUCCAGCCUUUCCUUGGGAAUAUAGUGAUCACAGACAUCACUACAAACUGCCUCACGGUCACCUUUAAGGAAUACAUAACAGUGUAACGGACCUGUGUAACUGUAUAAAUGUACAUUAGAUAUAUUUGUAUUUUCGGAUGCUUGAAUGUACAAACGGACUCUUGAUGUUUUCUUCAUUUUGUAUAGUACAGAUAAAGUUAUUUGCAUAUUUUCUUCUUAUAAGCUCUCUGUUGUUACUUCGGGAGAUUUUUUUAUCACAUG